AUGCCGAGGGCUAGAGCUACCAGAGUUAGGGGGGAGGCAGCCCCCGAGGUCAGAGUUGAGGCCCCAGCUAGGGGUAGAGGUCGGGCUAGAGGCCGAGGACGUGGUCGAGGCCGUGCCAGAGGAGCGGCACCUGCCCGAGGCCGAGGUAGAGAGCCUUCACCUGAGCCACAGAUUGGAGUAGCUGCAGAGCAGGCUCCUGCGGGCCAUGCACCCCCAGUUUAUGAUGACAGACUCGACAGGAUGUUGGGGUUAUUGGAGCGUCUUGCUCAGGGUGCAGCAGAGCCGGUGGUUCAGCCACCACAGGUUCCAGCAUCGGUUGUAGGUGUACCGGCGGCCCUUGAGGUGGCCUUGGCAGAUGAUGACCAGGUCUGCUAUGAGCGGUUUCAGAAAAUGAAACCACCUCAGUUUCAUGGUGCUAAGACUGAUGAUGCUCACGAGUUUUUGACCUUGAGUCGAGAGAUGUUGGCGGCGGUACGCAUGUUAGAUGAGAGGGGCGUCCGAUUUGUGUCCCUUCAGUUACGCGGUGUCGCUAGGGAGUGGCUGAGGACCUUCAUGAGUUCGAGACCAGCGGGAUCUCCUCCCAUGGGGUGGAGUGAGUUUGCUAGUGCCUUCGAGGGUCGUUUCAUCCCUUGGAGUGUACAGGAGGAGAGCCGUAUGAGGUUUGAGAGUUUGGUGCAGGGCAGCAUGUCAGUCGCAGAUUACGAGGCUCGAUUCUGUCAGUUGUCGAGACAUGCCUCUGCUUUGAUUUCAGGUGAGCCUGAGCGGAUUCGCAGAUUUGUCAGGGGUUUGACUCCCACUAUCCGUAGUUAUGUGUUUAGAUCAUCUCGAGAGGGUGCUUCCUUCCAGACUAUAGUGAGUGCAGCCAGAGAGGCUGAGUUGCUUGAGCGGGAUGAUUUUGGUGGGCCCAAGAGGGUCCGUACAGGUGGUCAGUAUUCGGGUACCUCGUCAGGAGGUAGGGGCCCACACAGGGGAGGCGGGUCCUUCCUGCGUCAGAGGCCAGUACAUGUUUCAUUACCAGCUAUCGAGGGUGGGCCAGCAGCUCGGGGUCCUCCAGGUUCGGGUCGAGGUGGUUAUAGCAUUACUUCGGGUUCUCCACAGUCAGGAUCCACACCGAGGUCUUGUUAUGGUUGCGGUGAUCCAGGCCACUUGAUUCGUCAGUGUCCAUAUCAGACUCAGUUUGGACCACACCAUACUGUCUCCGCGGUCCCAGAGAGAGAUUCAGCACCUCCAGCUAGAGGUCGGGGUCGGGGGCCGGCAUCUGGUAGAGGCGGACGAGCUUCGGGUAGAGGUGCUAGUGGCGCCUCAGGUUCACAGAGUGGGGGCAGAGGUGCCCAAUGUUAUGCUUUUCCUGGGAGGCCCGAGGCUGAGGCUUCUGAUGCAGUUAUCACAGGUAUCAUCUCAGUUUGUCAUCGGCCUGCUUCCGUGUUAUUUGAUCCUGGUUCUACAUUCUCAUAUGUGUCUACAUAUUUUGCUUCCGGCCUUGAGUUGACUUGUGAUCGUAUGUCUGUGCCUAUUAGAGUCUCUACACCCGUAGACUUUGAUGUCAUAUUGGGUAUGGACUGGCUUUCCCCCUAUCAUGCGCUUCUUGAUUGUUAUGCUAAGAUUGUCACCUUGGCUAUUCCGGGUAUUCCUAGAGUGGAGUGGAGAGGGACUAGUGGUUCGUAUCCCAACAGGGUCAUAUCUCAUAUUCGGGCUCAGAGGAUGAUUGACCGGGGUUGUUUAUCUUAUUUGGCCUUUAUUCGGGAUGUUGGAGCUGAGUCACCGGCCAUGGAGUCUAUUCCGGUGGUUCAGGAGUUCCCUGAUGUGUUUCCCGAGGAUCUACCUGGUGUUCCUCCUGUUCGUGAUAUUGACUUCUCUAUCGACUUGGAGCCGGGCACUAAGCCCAUAUCUAUCCCACCUUAUCGUAUGGCUCCAGCUGAGUUGAAGGAGUUGAAGGAUCAGAUUCUGGACUUAUUGAGUAAAGGAUUCAUACGCCCUAGUAUGAGGAUGUGUAUUGACUAUAGACAGUUGAACAAGGUAACGGUAAAGAACAAGUAUCCCCUUCCCCGUAUUGAUGACUUGUUUGAUCAGCUUCAGGGGGCAGCCUUGUUCUCUAAGAUCGACUUGAAAUCUGGGUAUCAUCAGUUGAGGAUUAAGCCUUCAGAUGUGGCGAAGACAGCUUUUCGCACACGAUAUGGUCAUUAUGAGUUUUUGGUGAUGUCAUUUGGGCUCACCAAUGCCCCUGCGACGUUCAUGGAGUUGAUGAAUGGAGUGUUUCGCCCAUACUUGGAUUCCUUCGUGAUUGUGUUUAUUGAUGACAUCUUGGUAUAUUCCAAGACCAAGGCGGAUCAUGUUUGUCAUUUGAGAGCCGUGCUACAGAAGUUGAGAGAUGAGAAGUUGUAUGCCAAAUUGUCUAAGUGUGAGUUUUGGCUUGAGUCAGUGGCUUUCCUAGGGCACGUGGUGUCUAAGGAUGGAGUUAGGGUUGAUCCAGCCAAGAUUGAGGCGGUUUAGGGUUGGACUAGACCUACAUCACCUACCGAGAUUCAGAGUUUUGUUGGCUUGGCGGGUUACUAUCGGCGUUUUGUUCAGGGAUUCUCUACUAUAGCUGCGCCGUUGACCAAAUUGACUCAACAGACGGUUCCUUUUCAUUGGUCACCCGAGUGUGAGGCGAGCUUCCAAAGGCUCAAAUCCCUAUUGACUUCAGCACCUGUCUUGACUUUGCCAGAGGAGGGUGUUGGAUUUACUGUUUAUUGUGACGCUUCGGGUGUUGGACUUGGAGGUGUUUUGAUGCAGAAGGGUAAGGUUGUAGCCUAUGCCUCUAGACAGCUGAAGGCACACGAGAGGAAUUACCUCACUCAUGAUUUGGAGUUGGCGGCUGUGGUAUUUGUGCUUAAGCUGUGGAGACAUUACCUAUAUGGUGUUCAUUGCGAGGUAUUUACUGAUCAUAGGAGCCUACAGUACAUAUUCACUCAGCGGGAUCUGAACUUGAGACAGCGUAGGUGGCUUGAGUUGCUCAAGGACUACGACAUGACCAUUUUGUAUCACCCCGGGAAGGCCAAUGUGCAUGAUUUGGGCACUAGACUCGACAUGAGCACAACUUUUCACCCUCAGACUGACGGUCAGUCUGAGAGGACUAUUCAGGUGUUGGAGGACAUGCUUCGGGCUUGCGUGAUCGACUUUGGUACUAGAUGGGAUCAACACUUGCCAUUGGCAGAGUUCGCCUACAACAACAGUUAUCAUUCUAGCAUUGGGAUGGCACCUUUUGAGGCACUGUAUGGUAGGCGGUGUAGAUCACCUAUUGGAUGGUUUGAUUCAGCGGAGGUGGACUCCCUUGGUACUGAUAUUCUUAGAGAGGAUAUGGAGCGUGUUCGUGUGAUUCAGAGUAGGCUCUUGACUGCCCAGAGUAGGCAGAAGAGCUAUGCUGACAGGAGGAUUCGACCCUUAGAGUUCAUGGUGGGUGAUCGAGUUUGGCUUCGGGUAUCGCCCAUGAAGGGUGUGAUGAGAUUUGGGAAGAAGGGCAAGCUCAGCCCUAGGUUCAUUGGCCCAUAUGAGAUUUUGGAGAGGAUGGGAGAGGUGGCUUACAAGUUAGCCUUGCCACCUAGUUUGACAGCCGUGCAUCCAGUUUUCCAUGUUUCUAUGCUCCGGAAAUAUGUUCCGGAUGAGUCUCACGUGAUUUCGGUUGAGUCGGUGGAGUUGAGUCCAAAUUUGACAUUUGAGGAGGAGCCUAUAGCUAUUUUGGACAGACGGGUUCGCAAGCUCCGGACCAAGGACAUCGUUUCAGUGAAGGUUCAGUGGAGGCAUCGAUCAGAUAGGGAGGCGACUUGGGAGUCCGAGGAUGAUAUGCGGGUCCGAUAUCCCCAGCUUUUCGAGGCUUUAGGGCAUCUUCAUGUGGCUAUUAAUAGACCUCAACUAGGUGACCGUGAGCGUGACCGGAUUCAAGGGGUGUCAGAGUUGAGAGAGCUUAAGGCUCAAAUCCAAGAGCGUCUUGAUAAAGGAUUCAUCCGUCCUACUGUUCCCAAGUGCGGUGCUCCUGUCUUGUUUGAUAAGAAGAAGGAGGAUAGUAUGAUUUUAUCUUAA
Solanum verrucosum is the source of this 4056-nucleotide messenger RNA. RefSeq lists its product as uncharacterized. The record is from RefSeq and is a predicted model, not a curated record. The transcript is spliced from 7 exons. Lineage: Eukaryota; Viridiplantae; Streptophyta; Magnoliopsida; Solanales; Solanaceae. Gene Ontology annotation, molecular function: zinc ion binding; nucleic acid binding. Gene Ontology annotation, biological process: DNA integration.